This is a messenger RNA of Nymphalis io (European peacock), 1636 nucleotides long. Its product is annotated as NAD-dependent protein deacetylase Sir2B-like. NCBI's taxonomy places the organism in Eukaryota, Metazoa, Arthropoda, Insecta, Lepidoptera, Nymphalidae. The coding region runs from base 76 to 1251 and encodes 391 amino acids. The record is from RefSeq and is a predicted model, not a curated record. The transcript is spliced from 4 exons.
UUCUUAUCAUAUCAAGCAAAGUUUAAUUUGACAUUGCACGUUUUUCUGAUCAGUAUUCAUAUUAUUUUUAUUGCAAUGUUAAUAUUAUUUAUAUAUGUUUCGUCAAUAUCAUUUGGUCAUUUUCAAAUGAUUAAGUACCAAGAUAUAAUUCCAUUAUACAAUAAGAAUAUGUCAAAUUCAGAACAAAUGUCAAGUCGGUCUCGAGACAGCCAAAAGAAGACUGAAUUGCAACUCUAUGACAGCCGUCAAGAUGCAGCUACUACAAAGACGAUAGAUAAUUUAAAAGAUUUUUUUUCAAUAUAUAGGAGGAAAAAUUGCUUAACAGAUAAAACUGUGUAUGAAGAACCACACAAUAAAGAACUCAAUAAUUAUAUGAAAAAUAAAAAAAUGAGAAACGAAUUCAUAUUUCAAAAUCAGAAAAAGGAAGUUCAAUUUGAAACACCAAUAGUAAGAAAUAAUUUUGAUAACCCCAACUCGUAUAAUCAUUUCCAAUUAAGUUCUUAUUUAAGAGAUGACAUAGAUCGUUCAGGUCAAUCUGUUGAUUCCUAUGAUGGAACAAAUUUUGAUGAUAUUAAGUCGACCAGGAGAUUUGCACAUAAUAUUUUUAACCAAAACAUUACAUCAGACGAAAUAAAAACUAGUAAGGAUCAUAGUUUACUUCCUGGCAAGUCACAAACACAAUCAGAAGAAAAUCAACGAAAAUAUUCUUCUUCUGAUAUAAUCAACUCAAAUGGCAAAGAAAUUGAAAUAAAUAACUAUAACGAUAUACCCUACGAUGAUGAUGAGGAUAAUGAUGACGAAGAUGAAUAUAGAUCAAGUUCCAAAAAAUUAGAAAAACUAAAUAAUGAUAUCGCAAAUCAAUUUGGAGAUCCGACAAAAGGAUUGGGUAUUUCCGAAAUGACAAAAUCUCGUAUUAUGAUUAUGAAGCAUCCACGAGUAUGCUACGCGUGUAGUAGUACUUUUGAUCUAUCAUGCUGGACUCCUAAUAGAAUAACAUCAGUAAAGUACUGUCAUGAAGGUCAUACUUCAUGUUUAACAAAGGUUUUUAAGGAUAAAGAAGUUAGUUACAUUAUACGCGAUUGCGGCAGUACCUGUGUUCCCUCAAGAAGCCUCGAAUAUAAAAUAAAAUACGACUAUUGCACCAUCUGCCAUACUGAUUUAUGUAACAACGAUGGUGUUUCUACCAAGGUUGAACGAUUUAUAGAACGUGAAAGAAUUAUUAAAACUACAUUAUUAUUAAAUAUCUGUUAAAGAAAGAGUUAACGCCGCAACAGAUUCAUGACGACAUAUUGACUUUGCUAUAGAAAGGCUGCAAGUACACGUUCCGGAUUUUGACCGCAGCCGUAACGUAGCCAGAUCGUAAUAACGUGUAUUCUCAUAAUUAUCGUGUCGCAAUAGCAACGCAGCCGUCUGAAGCUCCGAGUAAGCCACAAAAUUCAUGCAUUUAAUAGUAAGCCAUAGAUCACGGUGCUGUACGGCAAUAUAAUCGUAACUAUAUAGAAGUUUGUUUUUUACAAUAAAUAAAAAUAUUGUUUGGUUAAUUUUAACAUAAGUGAUGUUACAAAAUAUAUAAGCACAUAGUAGCAAAAACUGAAGACAAUAGAUAAACGAUUGUAAAUAAAGUGAAAUAAUUUUA